Molecule: messenger RNA, 1288 nt
Organism: Drosophila innubila
Lineage: Eukaryota; Metazoa; Arthropoda; Insecta; Diptera; Drosophilidae
Gene: Mulk
Product: acylglycerol kinase, mitochondrial
Exons: 3
Coding region: 43-1278 (411 amino acids)
Biological process (GO): ceramide biosynthetic process; protein insertion into mitochondrial inner membrane
Cellular component (GO): mitochondrion; TIM22 mitochondrial import inner membrane insertion complex
Molecular function (GO): ATP-dependent diacylglycerol kinase activity; acylglycerol kinase activity; ceramide kinase activity
Source: RefSeq, a predicted model, not a curated record
CAAAGUUUUUGUAGUUGUAGUUUAUAUAAACAGUGUAGCAGGAUGAAUGCUCUGCGGGUUCUUAGAAAUAAUUGGAAGAAAAGUGUAUUUAUAUCUGGAUUGAUGGGCUAUGGCUUAUCCACCUUAAAAACAAACAUAGAAAUUAAACAAUAUAUGAAUGAAUUCUCAAAUGACGUUCUUCACGCUGGGCAUCAACAUGGUUCGCCUCAAAACGUUCUUGUGGUUAUGAAUCCAAUCGCUAACAAUAAAAAGGCCGAAAACUUGUUUAAAAAGUAUUGUGAGCCUGUGCUGCAUUUAGCUGGAUACUCGGUGGAAAUACUCCGAACUAAUUAUAUUGGCCAUGCCAAAGCAUAUGUCGAGGAAAUGAACAAGUUGCCCGAUGUGAUUGUUGUUGCUGGUGGAGAUGGCACCAAAUCUGAGGUUAUAACCGGAUUGCUGCGUCGUCAGGGGAAUCUCUGUCCCAUUUCAUUCAUUCCCCUCGGACGCGAUAGACAACCGCAUUCGAGUUUCUUUAGUUUCAGCAAACAGCAUGAAUUGGACUAUGUGAUAACUUUGAGUAAAUCGCUGGUGCCGCUGUUAAAGAACCAGUCCAAGUACGAGAGUGUCAUCCAAUACGAUGUGCUCAAUAAUCCCGCCGAUGAAAACCCGAAUCAACUGAAGCCAAUCUUUGGUUUGAACGGUUUCUCCUGGGGUCUUCUAAAAGACAUUGACACCAGGAAAGAUAAAUAUUGGUAUCUUGGUCCACUCAAGCAUCAUAUUGCUGCAUUUCUAAGAUCAUUCUCCGGCACUGUUGAUUGGAAUAUGGAUACAGAUUAUGUGUAUACACCGCCUUGUAGUGGCUGCAGUAAUUGUCGUGUCCAAAAGGAAAAGACACCCAAUACGGGUUUCUUCCUGACCAAACUGGUGACAACUCAAAACGGAAACGGGGAUUCCCAGGACUCCCAGAUGCACAUUGUAAAUGAUGAGUGCGCCACAAAUCUGCAGGGAUCCAUUAAAUCGAACCAAAUUAACAUAACGCUAAAUCAAAAUAGUCAAAACUUUGCCGAACUGGAAAGCAAAUUCAUAGAUUCAUUACAACCUGGCUGGGAUUUUAUCAAGAAAAUUCCGAAUAUCACCAAUAAGUCAAUUGAACCAAAUUUAAUACUUAAAAGUAGAACUAUUAAGCUUUAUCCAGCGACAAGUAAUCCGAAUAUAUUCUAUUCCAUCGAUGGAGAGGAAUACGAACCGCGUCCCAUUAAAGUAUCUAUUGUUCCCAAUGCAAUUAAAGUGUUUUGUUGAGAUCUUAUAA